AUGCGUCGCGCCAGCCGAGACUACACCAAGUACUUGCGCGGCUCGGAGGAGCUGGGCAGCGGCGCCGCCCACGAGAGCGCCCCGGCCCCGCCGCCGCCCCCGCCGCCCGCGCACCCGCACCCGCCGCCCGCGUCCCGCUCCCUCCUGGCCGCCCUCGUCCUCCUGGGGCUGGGGCAGGUGGUCUGCAGCGUCGCCCUCUUCCUCUACUUCCGAGCUCAGAUGGACCCUACUAGAAUUUCAAAAGAACAUGCACACUGUGUCAGAACACUUUUUGGACACCAAGAAAGUACAGAUUUGCAUGAUGCCUCCUUUGAAAGUCAAGAAGCGAAGUUAAUUCCGGAAUCCUGUAGAAGUGUGAAACAGGCUCUCCAAAGGGCUGUGCAGAGGGAAGUCCAACGUGCUAUGGGAAGAACGCCACCAAGACCAGAGAAAGCUGCAAUGGAAGCAUUAGGACUUGAACUGUACAAGAGGAACAAACCUGAGAAGCAGCCAUUUGCCCAUCUCAUUAUUGAUGAUAAGAAUAUUCCAUCUGGAACUCGCAAAGUGAACCUCACAUCCUGGCAUCAUGACAAAGGCCAGGCAAACUUAUCAAAUAUGACAUUCAAUGAUGGAAAACUAAUUGUUAAUCAAGAUGGAUUUUACUACCUUUAUGCCAAUAUUUGUUUUAGACAUCAUGAAACUUCAGGGAACUUGACUAAAAGAGGGCUUCAGCUGAUGGUGUAUGUGAUUAAGACAAACCUUAAAAUAAGGCGCUUUGAUGUGUUGAUGAAGGGAGGAAGCACCAAAUACUGGUCAGGGAAUUCAGAAUUUCAUUUUUAUUCUGUAAAUGUAGGGGGUUUUUUUAAAUUAAAAUCUGGUGAAAUGAUAAGUAUCCAGGUAUCAAACCCGUUGCUACUGGAUUCUUCACAAGAAGCAACUUACUUUGGAGCGUUUAAAGUUAGAGAUUUAGAUUGAAUCUUUCUUUAGCAUGCUGGAAAUUGUUUGAGUUUUUAGUUGCCAGAAACAACUUGAACAGAAAAUCUUCUGCAACCCAAUUACAUCUGUGUAAGCCAUACAUCUCUAAAGACACGUUUUUGUCCCAUGCAGACUCCAGCUGGAGUCCUGCAAAUACAUGGAAGGGAAAAAUUACACAGUUCUCUUGAUUCAGUCUUAAAGCAGAUUUUUCUUAAAGCAGUUCAUUUGUCUCCACUGGCCUCACUGGAGUCAUUGUGCUUUUUGCAUUGGUGUAGUUGAAAUCAAAAUUAACAUUACUGAGCUUCUGUUUCCAAGUUCUGCCCUGACUACUCGUAUUAGUUUUGGUGCAAACAUAAGGCAGGAAAGAACCUGGCUCCCAACUUGCAUUUAGGGCUCCAUUUUGCUUGGGGUUGAGUGUUCUGACCCUGAGACAGCAAAGAUGGUGAAAGUGUGACUAAUCCCAUUGCAUUUGAUGUGGCUUUUUAGAUGCUGAGUUAACUCUGAUUUUGCUUUGCUGGGUUAGAGUUGGAGAGCUCAGACCAUGGCAGGAAUGGGUUGGGGAGCACCUGAACAACCUAAUUGUUACCUGAUUAAUACAGCCAUUCCAAGAAGAAGGGAGAUCAUCUGGCCUUGCAGUUCUAAAAAGUUAAUUACAGGUCAUGUUAUUAUUGUUGCACAGUUAAUUGCAAAUAUAGAUUGCCAAAAUAUGGCGUGCCUUUAAAGUAUUACUUUGUGCCAGAACCUGCAAAUACAUUUUUUAA
Catharus ustulatus (Swainson's thrush) is the source of this 1715-nucleotide messenger RNA. It is a transcript of the gene TNFSF11, whose product is annotated as TNF superfamily member 11. Gene Ontology annotation, molecular function: tumor necrosis factor receptor binding. The transcript has 5 exons. The record is from RefSeq and is a predicted model, not a curated record. NCBI's taxonomy places the organism in Eukaryota, Metazoa, Chordata, Aves, Passeriformes, Turdidae. The coding region runs from base 1 to 954 and encodes 317 amino acids. Gene Ontology annotation, biological process: immune response. Gene Ontology annotation, cellular component: membrane.